Ostrinia nubilalis (European corn borer) is the source of this 1713-nucleotide messenger RNA. RefSeq names its product UDP-glucosyltransferase 2-like. The record is from RefSeq and is a predicted model, not a curated record. The transcript has 9 exons. Bases 88 to 1638 code for a protein of 516 amino acids. Lineage: Eukaryota; Metazoa; Arthropoda; Insecta; Lepidoptera; Crambidae. Gene Ontology annotation, molecular function: UDP-glycosyltransferase activity.
GAUUAGUUACUUUGUAGAUAGAAAAUAGUCUCUGUUUGGGGCAUUAUAGUUUUACAUGGUGCUAUAAAGAGACGUGUGAUUUGUAACAUGCAUCACCUCUACAAAUUCGUCCUCAGUGCACUUUUGUGCCUGACCGCCUGUGAAGCGUACAAGAUCUUGGUGGUGUUUCCCAUGGCGAGCAAGAGUCACGGCAUCCUGGGAGAAGGAGUGGUCAGGCAUCUGCUGAAUGCUGGACACGAGGUCACAUUCAUAACUCCAUUCCCGAAAGAUAACCCGGACCCAAAGCUACGGCAGAUUAAAGUCUCAGAUAAAAUAGAUCAUGAUGUUAACUACAUCAAACAGAUAUUGGACAAUGAGUUGGAGCCCUUCAAUCCCUUCAAGGUGGUGGAAUUAUUCAUGGAAUUCAGUCGAAGGACGAUGCAGAAUCCACAAGUGCAAGAGAUGUUGAAUGAUCCCAAGCAAACCUUCGACGUGGUCGUGGCUGAGUGGAUGUUCAGCGAGAUUUACGCAGGGUUCGCAGCCGUCUACGGGUGCCCCCUUAUCUGGUUAUCAUCUGUGGAGCCUCACACCAUGAUCUUGCAGCUCGUCGACGAAAGCCUGCACCCCGCCUACAACCCUGGCCUCAUGUCCAGUAGCGCACCACCGUUCACGUUCAUGGAGCGCGUUAAAGAGCUGUUCUUCUUGGGAGCAAGUUUGUUGUUGAAAAAUGUCUUCUUGGUGAGCUACGAGCGAGAAGCGUACGAAGAAAUGUAUGUGCCUGUAAUAAAAAUGAAAGGCCGUCCGGUCCCGACAUUUGAUGAAAUCAAAUACAACGUGUCGCUGAUCCUGGGCAACUCGCACGUGUCCUUGGGCCAGGCCACCAGGCUGCCGCAGAACUACAAGGCAGUAGCCGGUUAUCACAUUGAUACUAACUUCAAACCGCUACCCGAGGAUCUUAAAAAUAUCUUGGACAAUGCUAAACACGGCGUCAUAUACUUCAGCAUGGGAUCCAACUUGAAGAGUAAGGACAUGCCAGAGAAGCUGAAGAUGAGCCUCCUCAAAAUGUUCGGUGGCCUGAAGCAGACGGUCUUGUGGAAGUUCGAAGACACCAUCGAAGACUUGCCGAAAAAUGUGCACAUAUUGCAGUGGGCUCCUCAGCCUGCUAUCCUAUCUCACCCUAACUGCAUCCUGUUCAUAACGCAUGGUGGCCUUCUCUCCUUUGCCGAAGCAGUCCACUUUGGAAAGCCCACAAUUGGGAUCCCAGUGUUUGCAGACCAGUUCACCAACGUCGAAAGAGCUGUGAAGAAAGGCUUCAUGAAAAGGGUAGACCUUUCUUACACAAUGGCUGAGGAGCUGGAAGUUGCGAUUAAAGAAGUUACUACCAACCCAAGCUACACAACGAGGGCAAAAGAGCUGUCCCUGAUCUUUCACGAUCGCCCUACGCACCCUGGCUCGGAGCUGGCGCAUUGGGUAUCCCACGUCAUCAAGACCGGUGGCGCCCCCCACCUUCAGUCUCCCGCUUUACACACGCCCUUCUAUCAGAAGAUGUACCUGGAUCUGGUAGCUUUGGUCCUUGUAGUUAUUGUUGCUUUGAGAUUGAUUGUGAAGCGAAUUUGUUGUAGGAGAAGUAGAUUGAGUAGUGAGAAGAAAAACCAGUGAUAUUAGUUUUAAGUAAGAAUGUAAAUUAAUUAUUUUUUUACAAUUGUGUACAUAUUAAAUCAAAUUGUUACUUUG